This is a messenger RNA of Penicillium malachiteum, 744 nucleotides long. RefSeq names its product centromere protein H. Gene Ontology annotation, cellular component: kinetochore. Lineage: Eukaryota; Fungi; Ascomycota; Eurotiomycetes; Eurotiales; Aspergillaceae. The coding region runs from base 1 to 744 and encodes 247 amino acids. Gene Ontology annotation, biological process: kinetochore assembly. The record is from RefSeq and is a predicted model, not a curated record. The transcript has 3 exons.
AUGGCUCCAAAACAUGGCCAGCGGCCACACCUACAGCCCGGGGAGCUGACCCUCCUUGAUUAUGCUACAGAUGACACGCACGAUGUCGUGACGCUAUCAGACAAAGAACUGCUUAUCCUGCAGCUUGCCCAACAGGUUCAGGAACAACAACUAGAGAAGGCCUUACUUGAACAAGAACGGGAAGAACUCUCCGGCGAUAAUGCGGAGGAGGAGCUCGCGAUCGCGGAACGCGAGUUACUAGAGGCGCGAGCCACCUAUACACUUAGAAAGAAAGCUGCGCAAACGGUUCUUAUGACCGAUCCGAUUUUAAAAGCUGUCCAUCUCAAAGCAAACACACCCCUGAAAAGUACGUGUAUGACCACUACCAAGCUGAUGGCCCUACUUCGCUUUAUCAACCGACGCGAUGAGCUAGCGCUUGCGCAUGAGAAUCUAGGUUCCGCUCAUAAUGAAGUUCUUAAGCGACUUUCUGAUCUGGAAGUCCAGAAUUUACACAUCAACCGAGACAAUCAGGAACUAGUGAGCCAAUUAUUGGAUCUCACGAAGCAAGAUUCUUCCUGGCGCGAAAGACUGAAGGAUGCAAGCCUUGCAUCGCAGCUGGACACUCUCGAAGCCGAGCAUAGAACUAGCAAGGCGCAGUGGGAGAGAAUGAAAAAUAUUGCUAGCGCUAUGGUUGUUGGUAGUGGUCUCAACUGGGCUGAUGAUGAUGAUCUACGAGCUUUGGUUCUGGAUGAAAGUGACGAUUAA